Molecule: messenger RNA, 2654 nt
Organism: Haplochromis burtoni (Burton's mouthbrooder)
Lineage: Eukaryota; Metazoa; Chordata; Actinopteri; Cichliformes; Cichlidae
Gene: mchr1b
Product: melanin-concentrating hormone receptor 1b
Exons: 2
Coding region: 546-1637 (363 amino acids)
Biological process (GO): neuropeptide signaling pathway
Cellular component (GO): membrane; neuron projection
Molecular function (GO): melanin-concentrating hormone receptor activity; neuropeptide binding
Source: RefSeq, a predicted model, not a curated record
AGACUGUUUAUAACAGAUAACCUAUCGUGUGACCUCCAUCAUAACGGCAUUGUAAAUGAUAAAGCUAUUUGGUCGGACGGCUAACGCUUUUUAAAAGAAAAUAAGGUGGAAUGAAGCGAGGAUAUCGUCCAUUAGGUAUUCACUCAAGAAUGACUUCCAGUAUUACUCACACUGGCGGCGGAAAGAACAGCUCACAGCUGUUCAGUGGGUGACGACACAAACUUAGAAAUAAGAAUGAUGAUUUUUUUAAGGGUCUCCGAGUUGCGGAGUACUUUAUCUCGCUGUUGCCAAAUACCAGACUCAGAGCUGACGCGAGCGCGCGCGUUUUAUCUGUCGCGUGCCUGCUGAAGUGUCUUGGACGACAAAAACAUGCGCGCGCGGCUGAACCUCUGCUAUCAAAGCCAUAAAGCAACAGUUUAAGCUGGAUUUUUGUAUGUAUAUGUAUAUUUAAAAUAUGCGUAUUUUCUCAAGCUCAUCUAUCUUCUUUGCAUUAAACUGAUAUGUAAGUUAUUUUAGAGCAUAUUCGUAUUAUUCUUCGAGGUUGGAUGGAGGACUACAUUAUGAAUUCAUCUUCUUCCUACCUCAGCUCACCUGACAAUCUGGAAAAAGAUCAUGAGCAGUACAACAAUGUGCUCAUGCCCAGCAUCUUUGGUGUUAUUUGUUUCUUUGGGAUCACUGGGAACUGCAUUCUCAUUUACACCAUUGUGAAGAAGACCAAGUUCUGCUCUCAUCCAUCAGUGCCAGACAUAUUUAUCUUCAGCUUGUCCAUCGCAGACCUCCUCUUUCUCCUUGGCAUGCCUUUUCUCAUUCACCAGCUUGUGGGCAAUGGCUCCUGGUGCUUCGGUGGCACCAUGUGCACUGUCAUCACAGCGCUUGAUUCCAACAGCCAGAUCGUCAGCACGUACAUUCUGACUGUCAUGACUCUGGACCGCUACUUGGCAACAGUCCACCCCAUCCGCUUCAAACACGUUCGAACCCCCUUCGUGGCAGGGGCGGCAGUGGCGCUGGUGUGGGUGUUUUCUCUGGUCUCCAUUACUCCGGUCUGGAUGUACACUGGACUCAUGGGUCUCAAGGACGGCUCGAUCGGCUGCGCCCUCCUGCUCCCAAACCCGGCCACAGAUACAUACUGGUUCACCCUGUACCAGUUCUUCUUGGGCUUUGCUCUUCCUUUAGUGGUCAUCUGCAGUGUCUUCUUCAAGAUUCUUCAAAAUAUGUCAGCCACAGUUGCUCCACUACCCCAGCGCAGCCUCAGGGUGCGUACAAGAAAGGUGACCCGCAUGGCAGUGGCCAUUUGCCUGGCCUUCUUCUUAUGCUGGGCCCCUUAUUAUAUCCUCCAGCUGGCCCACCUGGGAGUACAGCGGCCCAGCUUUGCUUUCCUGUAUGUCUACAACAUCGCCAUCAGCCUGGGCUAUGCCAACAGCUGCAUCAACCCUUUCAUCUACAUUGUGUUGAGCGAAACAUUCAAGAGGCAGUUCAUUGUAGCUAUUCGGCCACCCCACAGAGGCUUCAGAGUCGCCCCUGCUCAGGCUGAAGGCUUGAGUUUGAGGGUUGCGCCAGAGAGCUCUCAUCCAUCCCGCUCGCAGUCAUCACGGGAACUGCUCCAAAACAUGCUGCCCGUCACCGUGGCUGUGCACUGAGAUUGACAGCUAUCUGGCCACCCCGACCACUGCUAACUGCCACCCCCAGCAACGAGCCAUCUGCCAGUACAGAUGUCUCUCUUUUUUCUUUCCCUCCUCGGAAAGCACCCGCUGUUCACAUCAACACGUGACAAGAGGAGGAAUUUCUAUGCCACACACACACUGCGUUAAUGUACCAAGUGGUGAUAUUACCGGUGAAGUUUGGAGACGUGUUUAUGUUUGUUGUGAGGAAUUAAUGUAUCAACUGUAGUCGUCAUAUUUUUAAAGAAUGAGAACGAAAAAAGGAACAAUAGGCAACUUGCAGCUGACAUGUGCCAUUUAAAAAAAAAUCUGACUUUGUUUAAACUAUUCUUGAUUUAUCAGUAUGGUAUCUGUGUAAAGGUUUGAUGUAAAGCCAACUUCAUCACACAGCUGCGUUGUACUUAAUGUGUCUUAAAUUACUACAUCGUGGUAGCAGAAAAGUGCAGAUUUGUCACUGUUUUGUGUUGUGCACUGUAAGUUUAUCAAUGUUGUGGCGGAGAAGAAAAAGCAUGUGAGCACAUUUAACACAUUCUAAAGGUCAAGCCAGCUGCACCAUUAAAGAAUAGCACACACGGCUGAGGGCAGAUAUGCACUAAUGAGACAGUAUGCAAAAAACCAUUCUAGUAACACUUGGAGGAUGAGCUACUCCUCUCAUGCAAUCACCGAGGACAGACUGCACGCCUUCACUGGCAAAGACAAAGGAUUUGCAGACUUAGUACUGAUCUUCUCUUUGUGUGUGCUUGAAUGUCAUUAUUCAUGCAUCUCCAAAUGUUAUUCUGCUGUACCUUGGUGACUGUGUGACUUUUUUUUUUUGAGGCAUUUGUCUCCACGCUGGCUUUGGAGACUCUCACUGUGAAUUGGCUGUUGCCGUGUGCAGCCUGUCUUACUGUAACUGUAACUCUUACCUGCUACUGGAAAACUGUGUUUACUGUGCUUACUGUGAAAGCUCUUGUCUCACCCAGUGGGUGGGUUUGUUUUACUCUAAUAAUAAAAUGU